Molecule: messenger RNA, 360 nt
Organism: Alternaria triticimaculans
Lineage: Eukaryota; Fungi; Ascomycota; Dothideomycetes; Pleosporales; Pleosporaceae
Exons: 1
Coding region: 1-360 (119 amino acids)
Source: RefSeq, a predicted model, not a curated record
AUGCCAAUCACGGUCUCAAAAUACUCCCUUACUCUCACGGCCUCCAUCGCCAUCUCGGCCCUCAAUUACAGCGGUAUCACGAAAGUUCCACGCAUUCUCACUCUUCUCGCGAGUCCAGCGGUACUACUUCUCCAUGUACUCUACGAAUACGCACAACUCCGAGAGUUGCAAAGACAAACAGAGGAGCUGAGGGCAAAGAACAGACGUUACAAAGCGCAGAAGAUCGCAUUGGAUAUUGCAAUGGAGGAAUUAUGCGACGGAUUUGACGACCUGGAUAACGAGGCGAAGAUUUUGGCGAUCGAAGAGACGAUUAAGAUGCUGCAGGAAUUUGCAGAGAGGACUGGAAUAUUGGAGGACUAG